Messenger RNA from Xenopus laevis (African clawed frog), 986 nucleotides. Its product is annotated as axoneme-associated protein mst101(2)-like. The transcript has 2 exons. The record is from RefSeq and is a predicted model, not a curated record. NCBI's taxonomy places the organism in Eukaryota, Metazoa, Chordata, Amphibia, Anura, Pipidae. The coding region runs from base 428 to 874 and encodes 148 amino acids.
GAAUCUACUGUUAGUCUAGUAUUUAUAUCAGAGGGAAGAGUUACAGUUGAUGUAUGGUUAAAGUCGGUGUAGGAGAGGAAAUCAUGAAAAGCAAACCAAUGACAGCUGGCAUGUUGUCAUAGUUUAGCAUUGUGAGAUUUCCAUAUGGAAAAUGGAUAAUAAUGGAUUGCUACAUUAAACAAAUGUAGAGGUCGUAGACUCGCAGUUAAUCUAAGGUUGACGGAAGGUGGUUGAGACAAAGAAGCUGAGGAGGAGGAAGAGGACCACUGAAGAAGGAGAAGACACCACAGGAAAGAAACACUUUUAGGACGGUGGAGAGAGAGGGAGCAAGAGAAAGAGAGUGCCACAGCGAUUGCUAAAAACGAAGACAAAUUUUGGAUAAAAGACACAUAAUUACAAUAAAAGGAGAAUAAGAAGGUAGGUGAAGAUGAAGAGGAAGAGGAAAAAGAGGAGUCUGACUCCAGAAGAGAGAGAACCUUCACAGGAUAAAUGCUGCAAGAAGACAAAGAAGAAAGCCAAGAAUCAGAAUGUAGCACAGAAGACCAAGUACAAUAAAGAAAGUAAGAAGAGUGACACUGAGAAUAAAAAACUUAUCAGUGUAGGGAAGAAACACCCUGAAGAUGAGAAGAAGAAAAGAAAAAGGAUUAAAGAAGAUCAAGCAAAGAAGAAAAAGGAAAUGCUCUCAGAUGAGACCAGUAAACCUGAGAGCAAGAAGAGAAAGCAAGAUGAAAAAACUGAAAGCAGUAAGAAAACCGGCUUAGAAGAUCUUGAAAUUCUUCAGAGCAGCAAAAGAAGGAAGGAGCAGGACAAGAGGAAAAGACCAAGGAGCCCAGAAGAUCCGUUGGAAGGUAAGGGGAAAAACAUAUUACUUUAGUAUUCAUUUUCUGUUAUACCUACUUCUAAUUUUUUAAUAUAGAGUCAUUAUAGUUUCCACAAAUCCAUCCCUCUGCUUCGUUCAAGUCUAUAGAUUUUUAGAAGACUUAUAU